UACACAUACUAGUACUCCUAUAUUUCAAACAAAUCCUCUAAACUUGCUUCUCUCUGAAAAUUGAGGGAUGUUGAGAAUGGAUAGGAUGAUGAUAUUAGUUAUAGCUCUAAUUCAUGUGAGCAAUGGAGAGUUUCCACGCUUCCAACAACCUACAAAAGCUGAUGGAUCCCUUCAAGUGUUGGUGGUGGGAGAUUGGGGAAGAAAGGGUCACUACAAUCAAUCUCAACUUGCUCAUCAGAUGGGCGUGACAACGGACAAGAUGGAUAUUGAUUUUGUUAUUUCAACUGGUGACAAUUUUUACGACGACGGAUUGAUCGACGUCAAUGAUCCUGCCUUCCACCAAUCUUUCACUCAUAUAUACACGGCUCCUUCUUUGCAAAAGACGUGGUACAAUGUGUUGGGAAACCAUGAUUAUAGAGGUGACGCCUUGGCACAAUUGAGUCCAAUCCUUCAAGCAAGAGACAGCAGAUGGUUUUGUAUGAAAUCUUUUAUUCUUGACGCAGAUAUUGUAGAAUUUUUCUUCAUAGACACGACGCCGUUUGAAGACAAAUACUUCACGAAACCAAAAGAUCAUGUGUAUGAUUGGAGAGGUGUUCUUCCUAGAGAGAAAUAUCUUUCAACCCUCUUACAGGAUUUGGAGAGUACACUAAUAGAGUCGAAAGCUAAGUGGAAAAUAGUGAUAGGUCACCACACGAUUAAGAGCGCUAGUGAUCAUGGUAACACUCAAGAGCUUGUCGAUAAGGUUCUUCCCAUUCUUGAGGCAAAUGGAGUUGAUCUCUAUAUAAAUGGACAUGAUCACUGCCUCCAGCAUAUAGCUAGUCCUGACAGUCCUCUUCAAUUUUUGACUAGUGGAGGCGGAUCGAAGGCUUGGAGGGGUGUAUACGAGUGGCCCAACCCUAACGAGAUGAAAUUUUUCUAUGAUGGUCAAGGUUUCAUGACUCUCGACAUAACUCAUCAUCAAAUAAGUCUCAAUUUCUAUGAUAUAUUUGGUAACAUUUUGCACAAAUGGAGUGUCACACCACAACCAUCCAUCAUCUCCGCUAUCUAGAUUACAGGAGGGGGCGACCACCCCUUCCCAGCCGUCCGGAGAGCCUAAAUAUCCCUUAUAAUCGAGGUGGAAAUAGUAAAAUCGCCCCCUCCGUGCAUAGAAAAAUAUGAGGUUUCAAUAUAUGUUGUGUUUAAGUUAGUAGUCUAGUGUUUGUGUUGUUGACCAUUUAAUCAAGAAGUCCUUGGAUCAAGCCUCAUUGAGAGCAUUUUUUCUUCUUUUAACCUUUCUUUCUUUAUUUUAUCAAUUCAUGUGACUUCUUAUUACCCAAUCAAAGCAUUGAAAUGCUUUAUGAA
Molecule: messenger RNA, 1341 nt
Organism: Salvia splendens (bonfire salvia)
Lineage: Eukaryota; Viridiplantae; Streptophyta; Magnoliopsida; Lamiales; Lamiaceae
Product: purple acid phosphatase 3-like
Exons: 7
Coding region: 68-1048 (326 amino acids)
Molecular function (GO): acid phosphatase activity
Source: RefSeq, a predicted model, not a curated record